GGGCCCUGCUGCUCAGAGCUGGCAUCCCAAGCCAGCUCUUAACCAACGCGCCACUCGGCCGGCCCUCCCCAUUUUCUUGACAUGCCUCCUUUACCCUCACCCAUGCUUCUCCCUGGUGCCCAGCUUCCUACUCUAGCACCCUGACUUCAGUCCUCAAGACCUUCCCGCACAUGAAUUCUGGGACUCGCCCUCCCAGAGAGACCUCCAUUCUCCCCAGGACCCUCCUUCAACUCCUUCCACAAAUGUGAAGGCCUCUCUCCAAAGUGGUCCCCAGCCCUCCCCAAAUCCUGCUAGGGUCCAGGUCUCUGGGGAGGGGUUGUGCUUUGUUCCCAGUUGGCAGGCCUUUUGCCAUGCCUGGGGGGCCUAACAUGGGUAUGGGAGUAAAAGUCACUCUGCCCUUCCCAUAACUAGGGAUGAAGCCAUCCAAAGGCAGAGCCAGAAGGGGACCCUGAUGCUAUGUUUCUUACUUCAGAGACAUGGAGACUGAGAGCCACCAGUCCAUCCAUCUGCCCAUCUGUCAUUUACCUACCCAUCCGACCGUCCAUCCAGCCAUCCGUCAUUCAUUCAUUCAUUGGUCCAUCCAUUCACACCUCCCCAUCCUGAUAUCCUUUAAUUGACUGCCUUGAGCUUUUAUCUGCCAGGACCGCUGGUGGGUAAGGGGAUGCAACAGGACCUAGAAAGACCUGUCCUCAUGGAGUUAAUCAUCAAAUGACGUGAAUCAGCAAAUCCCCAUGAAGUGUCUAAUGACAACUGUGAAAAUGAGAGUGUCCUGGGGCCUAGAGAUCUCUGAUCUGGAGGAUGAAUAGGACAGAGUUGUGGGUGAGAAGGGACGUCACAUGCAAAGGCCCUGUGAUGUGUGGAGCACAGUACAUUCGGGGGCGGAAGGAUGGCCAGUGGCUGAAGAUGAAAUCGGGGGGUGGUGGAGUGGAGGCAAAGCUCAGUGCCAGGGAGAGCUGGUGUGGAUCUUUUAAGCACAGAGGUAAUAAGACUCCCUAGUUGGAAGUAUACACUAAGGAUAGGGUAAGAAUGGGGGCGGCUGAGAGAGUGUACUGGGGGCUGGACCAGAGAUUGUCAAGAAGUGUCAGAUUCCAGAGAUUUGUAGGACAGGGGUCUAAAUGUUACUCAUUCAUUCAAUCAUUCAUUCACUGCUCUCUGUUCUCCAAGGCCUGGCACCCUCCCUUCAAAGUCUCCAUCUAGCACUCCUGCCAGGCUUGUGCUAAGAACUUCACAAACUCAGGAUGCUCAGAUUUCCCCCACUUUUACAGAUGAUAUGGAGGCUCAGAGAGGUGAGAUGGCUGCCCAAGCCCUCACCAGUGGGAGGCGGCAGAGCCUCGGUUCGAACCCCAUCACCUCCCCCAUCUGCUUUCAGGUCUUGGGCGCCCCCACGGUGAUAGCUGGGUCCCCCACCUUGUGUCCUGUCCCAUUCUGCCAUCAAUUCUUUAGCAAAUGCUCCGUGCCCCAGCCUCACCCUUGGAGGGCCCUGGGGUGGGAAGCAGUAGAGACGUGGCUUCAAUUUUGGCUGUGCAGCCUUGGACCAGCUGCUUCCUUUCCCUGAACUGGGCUCCCGCCAGAAUUGCGCUAUCCCCUGUGCCUCAGUUUCCUUAUCUGGAAACCAGGGAUGAUGCCCACCCCCCCACCGUGGGUUAGCCUGUGCCUUGUUGGGCCUGGGUCCCUCCUGAGAGUGUGCAGACAGGCGGCCUUCUUUCCCAUUUCCCAGGGGAGGAGACUGCUCAGCCCAGAGGUGCAUGGGCACAAAGUGGCUCCUCAGGCUUGGAGCUCUGGCUCCCAGUCUUUUUGUCUUUGAGGCACUUCCCUGUGGGUCCUCCAAGCCCAGCUGCUGGAUGCUGCAGGGGGCAGCUAUGACAGGCCUGGCUCCUGAGAAGCACCACUCUCCUUCCCCCUCCCUGAGACCUGCCACUUUCCACUCCCCAUACAGCAGGCCCCUGGGGGGUGGGUGAGGACCAUCCCGGUCAGCACAAGUUGGCACAACUUAGGGCAGGAGGGGCUGGUGGAUACUGUCAGGCUCCCUCUCCAGCUUGGGCCUGAAGGCCUCCAGCUGGCAGCCUCCCCAUCUCUGGUUCCAGGAAGAUUAUAGCUCGAGGUUUGGGUAAGUUCUGUGGGGGCUGCCACACCUGUCAGCCACAGGGCUCUGCAGAGGAUGCAGGUUUUGUUGACAAGAAGAGGGUCCCGUUUAUGGAUCACAGAGCCUGAGCCAGUCUCCCUGCCCCUUCUGGGGAGGGGGGCUGCCCCGGGCCACAGAGCAGGUGCUUGGGACCCAUCCCCAGGCACCUUUCACCUCAGAGCCUCAGUUUCCCCAGCCCCCAAAUGUGAUGGGGUGGGGUAGAAGGGUGGGGCUUCUGGCUGAGCCAGGCUAUGGUGGGGUCUGAGUUCUGGGGUUCACCUCAAGACCUGGCAUUGCCUCCCCUGGAUGAGUCCCUUUCCUCACCAGCAGCAGUUUCCGUAAAACAAAGACGAGCACAUUUUGGGCAAACAGUCACCCUGAUGCUGUGAUGCCCAGGGAUCAUUGAAGAGAAUGGAGACACAGAGAUUUGGACACUUGCCAGAAGUCACACAGCAGGAAGUAUUGGCACCAGCACUCAAACCCUGAGUGGCUCCCUCAUUAGAGUUGCUUAUCACAGAAUAAACCCACCGCCUCCUCCCCCAGCCCAGCUGGGCAAGGGUGAGUGAGGAGUGAAGCCCUCAGUACCCAGGCCAUCCAAGCAUUGCUCCUUCCUGGGCCCCAUGGUCACUGUCCCUACAGUGGAGAAAGGUGGCUAAGGCCCUCAGAGACCCCUGCUGCAUGAAAGAGUGCUGUUCCGGGAGGCAUCCUUCCUUUGGUGGCACUUACCCAUCCAUUUGUCUGGCUGGUUCUCAUUAAUGAUUCCAGCAUCCUAGGGACACUGCAAGGCUAAGCCCAUGCAACAAUCCUUCCUCCAGGCAGCUCCAGGCCCAGCAGGGCCAAUGACAUCACCCAUCAUUGCUCCAGGGCAUUCUUCAUGGUAGUGGGCUCUGUCAGGCUGUGAAGCACCUAGCCAGGCUGGCAGGCAGGGCAGGCUUCAUGGAGGUGGUAGUGAGGUGACGCAGUCUUUGGUAUCAGUCCCCUGUCAGACUGUGUGGUCAUGUCAGUGUUGCUCUAGCAUAAACAGGGGCUCAGUGUUUGUUGGGUGAACAAAGCUAAGACAGGCCUCUUGGAGUCUUGGAGGCCCCUCUGAGCCUUGCUUUCCCCAUCUGGACGGUGGGACUCUAAACCCCACCUCCCUCCACGGUGAGUGGAGGUGAUGGAUGGGCGGAGCCUCCAGCUCCCCACAUUAUCUUGCUGGCUCCUCACAAACUGAGACUGGACUCAGAACUGGUUGGGAAAACAGGCUGGGAAGGAGGGCAAGCAGUGAGGAAACAAGGGAUUUGGGGUUGGCAGAUCACAAGGCAGAAGGGUGUGGGACCCCAGAGGGACUCUGCAGUCCUAGGAGCUGCCAGGCCUGGGGUUGCCUCGUUUAUCUGUGGACAGCACGCUGGUGCUCUCCCCUCUCCUCUAAUCACAUAUUCCUGUCACAAUUUUUAUUCACCUGUGUAUCUCUGGGAUGCCUCACAAAGUGGGUGCAUCCAUCAGGGCUGCGUCCCCAGCGUCCGGAUCACUGUCCAGCAUCCAGUAGGUGUUCAACAAAUGUCUGUCCAUGAAACGAAGCAGCAGCCCCCUCGCGGGCUUCUGGGAUGGCUGCACUGAGCGAUGCCCACUAACCAGGAUUGGGGCUUAGCUUCUGGGCCCUUAUUUCUAGAAGGAAACCCUCAUCUUCCUCAUCUACAAAUGGAGCAACUGUAGGACCUACCAGCCCGUUGUAAGAAUCAGCGUUGGGGGAAGGACGUUAAAGUCUGGUACCAAGAAGGAGCUCAAUAGUAAAUUCACCUGAGGUUAUUAUUAUUGCUAUUAUUUUACUCGUCAUCAGAGAUGAUGCUCGGAAAAGCUGCUCACCAGAGAAAGGCCCCGCAGCAGGUGGGGGCCUGCACCCCCCCCCCCAGGUGAGCUGAGAGGCAGGGCUUGGGGUUUAUGACCCCAUCUCCCGGGAUUCGCAGGGGCGAGUGCUAGGGACGGUCAGCAACAAAAUGCGAUCACCUGCUUCCCUCCCACCUACACCCAUCAGCCCCCUGGGUCCCUGCGAGGCUCCUGGGUGCGACCUACCCCAGGGUGGGGGCUGGAGCGGCGGCCGUACUAGGAGGAAUACGGCGGCGCGGCGGCCCGGCUGGGCGGUUUCCCGCCGCCGCCGGUGAAUGAGUCCGACUGCGCUGCCGCCGCCGCCCGUGUGGAAGCUGUGGCCGCGUCCCCUGCGCCAGGCCCAGAGCCUUCGCGCGGAGACCCCAGCGAGUCCGCCGGACAGCCUCAGCCUCGGGCCAUCAUUCCCGGGCAGGGAGAAGCCACAGACUCUGCAGACCCCUCCUGGUCUCCUGCCUGCCACCACUAUGAAGAAAACCAACAUGUGGUUCCUGGAGCGGCUUCGGGGGUCUGGAGAGAAUGGUGCUGCAGGGGGCGAGGCGGGGGACAAGGCCUCCAAGGGGCCUCUGUACAGCAACGUGCUCACGCCCGACAAGAUCCCCGACUUCUUCAUUCCCCCCAAGUUGCCUGCCAGCCCCGCAGAGCCUGAGGGGCAGGCCGAGCCGGGCCUGCCUCCGUUGGAACAGAACCUGGCCUCUGCUGUGCCCCGCCGAGUCCCCCGGAGUCCCCGGCUGCCCACCAAACUGGCAUCUGAGAGCAAGAGCCUGCUGAAGGCGGCCACCCGGCACGUGAUCCAGAUCGAGAGCGCUGAGGACUGGCCUGCUGAGGAGGCAGUCACCAGUGUCGAUCCCCAGGCCCAGAGUGCCAUGUCCUUGCCCUCGGUGCCCAAGGCCCAGACAUCCUACGGCUUCACUACGUUGGCUGAGAGCCCCCACACGCGACGCAAGGAAUCCCUGUUCCACAGCGAGCAUGGAGCCCUGGCCCAGGUGGGCUCCCCGGGUGCUGUGCGCCGUCGGGGGGGCGCCAAAGCCAACGGGGGCGAUGCUGUGCCCCGGGAGGCCGCCGGGGCCCUCAUGAGCCCCAGCCGCUACUUCAGCGGUGGGGAGAGUGACACGGGGUCCUCGGCUGAGUCCUCCCCAUUCGGGUCCCCUCUGCUCUCGCGCUCGGUGUCGCUGCUCAAAGGCUUCGCCCAGGACAGCCAGGCCAAGGUGAGCCAGCUCAAGCAUUCGGUGGGCUGCCACGGCUCCCUGUCGGCCGACGACAGCACCCUGGACACCAGCCCCGGGGCCCGGCGCCGCCUGACACGCAGGGCUACUCCGGAGCCAGGCUCUGAGCCGGGCCAGGCGCCCCGCGCAGAGCACACUGUGCACAUGGGCGUGCGAGGCAGCGUGCGGCUGCUGGCUGAAUACGAGGUGGCCCAGGCGCGCCUGCGCGUGCGCCUGCUGGCCGCAGAGGGCCUGUACGACCACCUGUGCGAUGCCCGCAGCAUCAACUGCUGCGUCGGCCUGUGCUUGGUCCCCGGAAAGUUGCAGAAACAGCGCAGCACCAUCAUUAAGAACAGCCGCCACCCGGUCUUCAACGAGGACUUCUUUUUCGACGGUGUGGGGCCGGCCAGCAUCCGGAAGCUGGCCCUCAGGAUCAAGGUGGUCAACAAAGGCAGCAGCCUCAAGCGCGACACGCUGCUGGGGGAGAAGGAGCUGCCCUUGCCCUCCCUGCUUCCCUUCUUGUAAAGGCCCCUCGCUGCCCCUCCCUUCAUCCCUCCCAUGGGUGGCCAGGGUAGACCCUGCCUCCCUCCCCACCCAGACUCUGCCAGGCAGGAGGCCAGUUGACCUGGGCCGAAGGAGAAGGUGGGUUUAAACUCAGGCUGGGCUGGGCCUGAUGCUGCAGUGGGCUCCUGGGCUUUCUUGGGUUGAUGAUGGUGCCCAGGAUACAAUUUUUCAUGGAUUAAGUUUUUCAGAGGACAAAGAGAGGAGGCUGCCAGGUAAGAGAAAGGGCCAUUUGCAGGGCUGAACACCCCCCCUGGGCCUCAGGUUUCACGCCCGUGGACUUCAGAGUUCUGGAAAGGCAUUCUCAGGGAGCUGGGAACCUGUGCCAGGAGGUGGCCAAGGUGGAUCACAGUCCUAGAGUUGUGCAGUCCUGAGGCUGUGCCAAAUCUUUUCCUGUGUUGCACGAGUGUCCUCCAUCCCCAGGCCCACCAGACACCCCCAAGAAAGCAGUGCCAGGCCUAGGUUCUACCAACAGUGCUCCCAUGGAGCUGUAGGAGGCACCUGUGUGCCUCAGAGCUCAGACGCAGGAAGUCCCAGAAGAUGAAAAUGGGAGUAAAGGCCCCUCUCCUGUUUCUGGAGCCAGACAGCCCCCUGCCCCAACCCCUGUGGAUGUUUUCCUCCAAUGCGUUCUCUGUUUGCUUUUUGGGCACAGACCUGCCUGUCCUGUCUGCUGCACCUGCUCAGGACCCCUAGGCCCUGCUGGGGCAUCUGGAGCCUCCCAACCCUGGAGGGAGUUGCUCAGAAGGCACCCAGAGAGCAGCCCCCAGCCCAUGGCCUGGCCCUCCCCACAUAGGCUGCCGCACCCCCCCACCUCCAUUCCCCCAGCGGCCUUGACUGUUGGAUGCCAGGGAGUGAUGCCUAGUGACUGAUUGCUGUGGCUUUUAUUCCAUGUGUGUAAAUAGGUUUUGGUUAGGGUGGGUGGGGCAAAGGGACAAAAAGCAGGCUGGGAGGACCCUCGUUAUGGCUUUUCAUGCUGCUAGGUGUCUGCAUGGGUUUGCUUACUGUAUCAGCACGUGGGUCCUUGAAUGAUUUCUGUGGAGGUUUUCCAGCUCUAUGAAACAGAAAUGAUACGGUCUGAAGCAGGGGCUAACGAGGCCAGGCCAGCUCUACCCCUUUGCCUCACCUGGGCUGCCCACUGGGCAUGGAUGGACUAGGGCAGUUCAUGGGGACCCUGGGGUGCCCCUCCCUGUUCACACAUUGUCCCUCCUGACUCUAGGUUUUCAAAUCUCACUGGGGGAGGGGGGAAGGGGCAGAUUUCCUCCAGGGCUGGGGAAAGCACCAGUGCACCCUGGAGACUAAGAUGGAGGAGCCCUGGGAGCUGGGGUCCUACCAGCCUCUGUCCUGUGCCUGCUCCUUCAUGCUCCUGUUCUUGGCUUUGUAAGGGGCUCCCCCUUCAUUCUGGAACCUGGGGACCACCAAGGCCAGGCUUGUGGGCUGAGGAGGCAGACAGAGGGCCCUGCUUGAAGCACACACCCCUCCCCUUCUUUGAUCCUGACCUCUCCUGUACUUAAUAUGCCCCUGCACUGUUUCAUAUCUCUCUUCCAAGUCCACUCUGGGUAAACCUUUAAGACACCCUCCCCAAAUGUGUUUGUUUAUAAAUGCUGUUUUUAGUGCAAUAAAGGUGUUUCGGGAAUGCGG
Messenger RNA from Hipposideros armiger (great roundleaf bat), 7389 nucleotides. RefSeq names its product C2 calcium dependent domain containing 4C (gene C2CD4C). NCBI's taxonomy places the organism in Eukaryota, Metazoa, Chordata, Mammalia, Chiroptera, Hipposideridae. The record is from RefSeq and is a predicted model, not a curated record. The coding region runs from base 4264 to 5715 and encodes 483 amino acids. The transcript is spliced from 3 exons.